This is a messenger RNA of Diaporthe citri, 1692 nucleotides long. RefSeq lists its product as uncharacterized. NCBI's taxonomy places the organism in Eukaryota, Fungi, Ascomycota, Sordariomycetes, Diaporthales, Diaporthaceae. The transcript has a single exon. The coding region runs from base 1 to 1692 and encodes 563 amino acids. The record is from RefSeq and is a predicted model, not a curated record. Gene Ontology annotation, molecular function: heme binding; monooxygenase activity; oxidoreductase activity, acting on paired donors, with incorporation or reduction of molecular oxygen.
AUGACCGUGAACAUGGCCUACAGCGAAGGCAUCACUGCGUCCACCGUGGCACUAGGCGCCAUCGCCGCCAUCGCCAUCUACCUCAGCGCCAAGGUCACCUACCGCCUGUACCUGCACCCGCUAUCCCGCUUCCCCGGCCCCAGGCUCGCCGCCGCGACCUACCUGUACGGCGCGUACUACGAUGUGGUCCAGGAGGCGCAAUUCGUGUUCAAGUUGGACGCCCUGCACGACACCUACGGCCCCGUGGUGCGCAUCAGCCCCGGCGAGGUCCACGUUCGCGACUCCGGCUUCUUCGACACCCUGCACCCAGGCCCCGGCGGCAGGAAGACGCACCGCGACAAGUGGUACCGGGCCAACCGCGCCAAUGGCGCACCGGGCUCGCUCGCCUCCGCGGAGGCCCAUGCCCUCCACCGCGCCCGUAGGGCCGCCGUCAACCCGUACUUCUCGCGGGCGGCGAUCGCGCAGCUCGAGGCCGAGUCUAUCCGCGCUAAGGUGGAGCUGUUGUGCGAGCGACUGCGGGAGCACGCGUCCCCGUCGUCUGCUGCGGCUGGGGGUGCUUCGGCCGAGGGAGGCGGGGAGGUGGUGGACGUGGGCGCGGCUAUGACAGCCUUGACCCUGGACGUCAUCUCCGAGUACUGCUACGGCGACUGCUACGACUGCCUGCGGGACCCGGCCUUCGCGCCGCAGUGGAAGCGCGCUAUGCAGGGCGGGUUCGAGUCCACCAACGUCACCAAGCACUUCAUCUGGCUACUGCAGCUGAUUAAUAGCCUCCCCGCCUGGCUGGCCGUCAAGAUGAACCCGGACAUCGCCGUCUUUGUGGAGUGGAAGGACCGCCUCAGGGCCCAGGCCAAGGCCAUCUACGCCGAGCAACAUCAACAGCAGCAGGCCGGUCUGGACAAAGACGGGAAGGGGGUUUGGGAGAAAGAGGAGGUGGAGGAGAAGCAGAAUCAGCCCCGGCCCAAGACCAUCUUCCACGGCAUCAUGCAGGCCGACCUCCCACCCGCGGAGAAGACGGCCGACCGCCUGGCGGACGAGGCGUUCGUGCUGCUCGUCGCCGGCGCCGAGACCACCGCGCGCACGCUGUGCGUCAUCCUCUGCCACCUGCUGUCCAGCCCCCCUGUGCUCGCCAGGCUGAGGGCGGAGCUGGACCCCGUCAUGCAGCAGCACCAGCCCCAGCUCCCGCCGAGCCGCGUCCUGGAGGAGAUACCGCUGCUGAGGGCGGUGGUGCAGGAGGGCACGAGGCUCGCGGAGCCAGUGACCAACAGGCAGAUCCUCGUCGCGCCGGAGGAGGAUCUCGUCGUCAGCAGCAGCGGCAACGGCGGCGGGGGUGCAAUCGUGAUCCCGCGCGGCACCCCCGUCUCGCAGACGUUCCGUGACGUCCUGCUGGACCCGGAGAUCUUCCCGGAGCCGCGGAGGUUCGACCCGGACCGGUUCGCGAGGGCGGCGGCGGAGGGAAACAGGCUCGACAGGUACCUGGUGAGCUUCUCGCGGGGUGGGCGGUCGUGCGCGGGUGUCAACCUGGCGUACGCGGAGCUAUACCUGACGGUGGCCGCGCUGGUUGGCCGGUUCGACAUGGAGCUGUUUGACUUUGACAGGGCCAGGGACCUGGACGUCGUGAGGGAUAAGUUCAUCGGCAUGCCUUCCAAGGAGGCGAGGUCUAUCCGGUUCAGGUUUCGGCCGAGGGGCUCUUAG